Molecule: messenger RNA, 853 nt
Organism: Aricia agestis (brown argus)
Lineage: Eukaryota; Metazoa; Arthropoda; Insecta; Lepidoptera; Lycaenidae
Gene: Dnali1
Product: putative inner dynein arm light chain, axonemal
Exons: 6
Coding region: 70-801 (243 amino acids)
Cellular component (GO): axoneme; filopodium
Molecular function (GO): dynein heavy chain binding
Source: RefSeq, a predicted model, not a curated record
CGUAAACAACUUAACCAAUAACAAGUAAAAAUACUAAUAAAACAUACUCUAUAAAAAUACGAUUAAGACAUGACUGAAAAAACCUUAAACUCCACAGAAGACACGCUCGUGCGCUACGACAACCCCGUGCUGGUUACUAGACAACCAGAGAAAACUGCUUCCCCCAGAACGGCGGCAGCUGUACAGCCCUGCAUACCCACUGAGGCGAAAAGAGAGACAGAGGAGAUAUUGAACGCAAUACUACCGCCCAAGGAGUGGGAGGAGGAUGGCCAGAUAUGGACUCAAAGGAUAUCGUCGACGCCGGCAACCCGGCUGGACGUGAUGAACCUGCAGGAGAUGUUGGACACGCGUCUCCAGCAGCGGCAGGCGCGGGAGACCGGCAUCUGUCCCGUGCGCCGACAGCUCUACACGCAGUGCUUCGAUGAACUCAUUAGACAGGUAACGAUAAACUGCGGCGAGCGCGGGCUGCUGCUGCUGCGCGUGCGCGACGAGGCGCGGAUCACGAUGGAGGCCUACCAGACGCUCUACUGCAGCUCCAUAGCCUUCGGCAUGAGGAAGGCCCUGCAGUCGGAGCAAGGCAAGUGCGACCUGAUAGAGCAAGUGUCUAAGCUGGAGGCGGAACGAGCUGCCCUGGAGAAGCAGUGCUUGGAGCUGCGGCAGAAAACCGAGCAGCUGGAGCGGCGAGCCGCGGAGCUGCGAGCUGCGGAGGAGAAACGACACCAGGAAGAGUUGUUGGCGCUAAAGAAAACUAAUGCGCAACUCAAGGCACAAUUGGAAGGUAUAAUAGCACCAAAGAAGUAAAAUAAUACGUAAAAUAUACCUACUUUACAAUUAAUAAAUAAAAGUAUACGUG